AAGGGGUUAAUCAAUACUUGAUUGUGAAUAAGUGGUUACAUUUUGAAAUUUGACCGUAUUGGCGAUUUCAAAAUAGUUUUAUUGAUCAUUCCGCCAUGUACGUUGGGUUUUAGCCAUUUGCAUUGGAUAUUAUAUAUCAGGUCUGAUCAAUCGAUUUUGCUUAAUACGUGCGUACUGAAGACACCCACUGAAUACAGCUAUGUCGAAAGUUGGUCAGGCACCCACCGGCCCUCCCCCUCCUCAGGGAUACGUGGCUGCAGCGCAGCCAGGGUAUGGACAGUACGGUCAACCCGGCUAUGGGCAACCGGUCAUGGGUCAACCCGGCUAUGGACAACCCGGUGCACAUGCUGGCCACGCCGUGCAUGGACAGCAAGUCAUCUUGGGUCAGCCCGGUAUGCCAAUGGCCCAUCCCGCGCCAGUAGUGUGGAUGCCUAUGCCAGCCGGGAUCCCAGGGUGCCCCCAGGGCCUUGAGUACCUCGCACAGAUUGAUCAGAUACUCGUGAAGCAAAAGAUCGACAUGUUUGAGAUGUUUACUGGGUGGGAACAAAAGAACAAGUACAAGCUGUUGAACAGCGUUGGGCAGCAAGUAUACUCUGCGAAAGAAGAGUCCGGCGCCUGUGAAAGGCAGUGUUGCCAAUCCAACAGGGGGUUUACUAUGCACAUCACAGACAAUGCAGACAAGGAAGUGAUCAGGUUAGAGCGGGAGUUCCGUUGCUGGAAGGACUCUUGCUGGUUCGCAUGCUGCAGCUGCUGCGCCCAUCUGAUCAAAGUAGAGGCGCCCGUGGGAACGACAGUGGGAUAUGUGAAACAAAAGUGCAGUCCGUUUCCUCCAAAGUUCGCCAUUCUGGACGAUGACAAAGACGAGGUACUCUCCAUUGAAGGGCCUUGCUGCAUCAUUCCGUGUACUGACGUGGAGUUCAAGGUGAUCUCGCCCAAGAAUGGCGCCGAGGUCGGGAAGGUCACGAAGCAGUGGUCGGGAAUGGCCAGGGAAUUAUUUACUGACGCGGACAACUUCGGCAUCUCAUUUCCCAUGGAUUUGGACGUCAAAAUGAAGGCAACUAUGCUUGGGGCGUGUUUCCUGAUUGAUUUCAUGUACUUCGAGACGAACUCCAACGACAACCACCACCACUUUUAGAGCCCCGAAUCUUGGAGGAAAACAGGGUUUACUUCAUGUGUCUAAAGUACGGUCACGUAUAAGCCUGUGCUGUCCGCACAGGUUAAUCAGGGACCACACAUUCCGCAUUUAUGACAUUGUUUGUUAAAAGAAAGUAUCUUCUUGGCGAAAAUCAAGUUUAGCGGGAAAUCGUCGUCCCUGAUACGCCUCUGCGAACUACACAGGCUAAUUUAGAACGAUACUUUUCGCACAAACAUUAAACCUCAUUAUCCUGAGCGCGGCUCAUGUGCGAGCAGAGUCAACAUUCGCAACAGGAACAGGAUCCAUACUAUCGGCAAAAAACUGAUACCAGCAUACAACACUGAGUCUUCAAUCGCCAAGUGUCGUUUAAAAUAAAAUCCGUGAAAAUACUGAGUUUUCAUGAAUUCUUGUCGUUAAAUAGUUCUGUCUCUUUCAGUGUUUUAUUUUGAAAUCUUAUUUAAAAAGUAACAUUUAGUGUACGUUGUCAUUUCAUUAUUUCAUACAUUGUAGGAUAGAAUGACAAUACAAAGCAAACUGUGAUAAAAUUGUUGAACACUUUACACUUCUAUACAGGUUCUGUUUGAUGUAAUAUUGUAAAAUAUGACAAUCUUUUAAACAGCCCUCGUAACGGGCAACGUAUUAUAACUUUUUUUUGUUAACUUAAAAGAUAUAAAGCAAUAAUAACAUAUCGAUUGUUUAACUUUAAAUAUGUUUUUUAAUCAUCAAUUACUGCAAUUCGUAUGUGUAUUGUUAGAAUGUUUUAUUGUAUUUUUAUCGCUACAGAAAUAGUACACAACAACAUUUAGUUCUGUAACGUAUAGUUUUAUUUCAUAAAACGACUGUUCGAGCAGGAAUCGACGUCCUGUUUUGCAUGGUUAAUCUUUACAUCAUCUAAAACUCCAUGUAGUUAGGUCAGAGAUUUGCAGUAGCGUCUGAGAUAUUAUGGGUCGCGUUCUGAGAAAACUGGGCAUAAUGCAUGUGCGUAAAUUGUCGUCGCAGAUUAGCCUGUGCAGUCCGCACAAGCUAAUCAGGGACGACACUUUCCGCUUUUAUGACAUUUUUCGUUUAAAUGAAGUCUCUUCUUAGCAAAAAUCCAAUUUAGGCGGAAAGUGUCGUCCCUGAUUAGCCUGUGUGGACUUUACGCACAUGCAUUAUGCCCAGUUUUCUCAGAACACGACUCUUAUGUUAACAUAAAUAACCAUACCGACAAUAUAACGUUGUGACGUUAGUGUGCUUAUGAAAUCACUUGUACUUGUACAAUACAUUGUUGUUGUUUUCUAAUAUUGAAAUACUAUGUUUGAGUUUCUUCGUGUUUGACCAGAUUUAUAUGCGACAUAAACAUAUUUUAUAUAAACAAAGUAAAUAUAAUCAGCAUAAUUAAUUUAUAACUCGUUGUAUUUUCAAAUGCUUUUUUUGCUUCAUGGUUAGAGUGUAUAAACAUAUCAAGAUUCCAUUUAUACGUGAUGACCAAAAGCAUAUAACAUCUCAUUCGUAUCACCACCUUUUAUAAUAACUAAGAAACGGACCAGCCUCAGCUACUUUGAGUAUGAGGUAACGGAUACAGAUAUAAAAUAAAGAUACUAAUAAUAUGACUUGCAAAUUAUAGAAGUAUUCAUUAACCCAUUUAUACCUAGUGGACUCUCCCAUUCUUCUGAAUUGCAUCAAUUUAUUUCCAAAAUUAGGGAUGUCUAGUAUAUUUAUUUCUAUAUUUAGAAUAUUUCUUACAGAAAUUCCUUUAAGCAAACAGCACAGACCUUGAUGAGAAGCUGCAUCAUGCGGCGUCUCAUCUGGGUCUACGCUGUGUGCCAAGGCCUUUUUCUAGACGCUAGGCAUAAAUGGGUUAACACUGUAUUCGGUCUUAAAUGAUUAACUUGUUUUUAUUUAUUAUUACUCAAUAUGUGUAUGAAACGUUUAUGUACGAAACACCUUCCAUAUAAUCGUGCGAUAUGUUGAACGAUAAUUUUGUCUGUCCACUUGUCGGAUGUGCUAUUAUUUUGUACACGUUUGUUUUUCCAUUUUUGUCGAAAUAAACAUUAUAAUUGUA
This is a messenger RNA of Dreissena polymorpha, 3179 nucleotides long. RefSeq names its product phospholipid scramblase 2-like. Gene Ontology annotation, molecular function: phospholipid scramblase activity. The record is from RefSeq and is a predicted model, not a curated record. Lineage: Eukaryota; Metazoa; Mollusca; Bivalvia; Myida; Dreissenidae. The coding region runs from base 200 to 1135 and encodes 311 amino acids. Gene Ontology annotation, biological process: plasma membrane phospholipid scrambling. Gene Ontology annotation, cellular component: plasma membrane. The transcript is spliced from 12 exons.